Penicillium salamii is the source of this 1389-nucleotide messenger RNA. The record is from the annotation of a GenBank genome assembly. NCBI's taxonomy places the organism in Eukaryota, Fungi, Ascomycota, Eurotiomycetes, Eurotiales, Aspergillaceae.
AUGAUUUCUUACCUGUAUGGGCUCCUGACUCGCGCCAUGUCUCCAUUAAUCCACAGUAACGGCCUUCCCUCUCCAGUAUCCCAACAGGGAUCUGGUGAUGAUGAGACAGAACAUGUUGCGAAAGACGAUCUCCUGAAUGAGCUGGCAGGAUCUAUCCUGACCAAUGCUCAGCUCGUGAGCACCUACUUGCGCUCCGAAGGCCAUCCUGUGCCGUCUUUCGGGCGGGAUUCUGCCCCCAAAGCAGUGCCUGCUUCGGCCCCGGGUGAAGUUCAGGCGGCGCGUGAGGCACUGCUAGAUGCAUCCAUGAAGAUGUUCCAGUUAGCAUCCGGACCUAGCGAGUACCUGCCGAACCUAGCGGUGCAUUAUCAAUAUCUGUCAUGUCUUCAUUGGUUGAUUCACUUCGGCAUCUUUGCUCGGGUACCCCUCACAGGCUCGAUUUCAUAUAGCACCCUGGCAGCGGAUGCUGGUGUCCCGGAACGGACACUAAAGACAGUAGCACGUAUGGCAAUGACAAGCCACGUCUUGCAUGAGCCUCAACCUGGAAGCAUCGCGCACUCGGCGACAUCGGCACAGUUUGUUACUAACCCGAGCAUGAACGACUGGGCCGAGUUUAUGUGCCAGGCUUCGGUGCCAGCUGCAUUAAACCUCGUGAAUGCGACAGAGCGAUGGCCCAUCAGUCAGGCCCGCACGGAGACGGCCUAUAACGUCGCCUUCGACACGGAGCUGCCUUUCUUCGACCAUCUCGCAACAUUGCCUGAUCGCACUCGUCAAUUUGCAGGUUACAUGAAGAACGUGACCAGCAGCGAGGGUACAAAGCUGGAUCAUUUGCUGAGCGGAUUUGACUGGUCGGGAUUGGGAUCGGCACAGAUCGUUGAUGUCGGGGGUUCGACAGGAAACGCGGGCAUAGCGCUCGCCAAUUCUUUCCCGAAACUUGAUGUGACCGUACAGGACCUUAGCGAGAAUACCGCCGAGGGGGCCGCCACUUUGAAACCCGAGCUGGCGUCCCGCGUUCACUUCCAGGCCCACGAUUUCUUCCAAGCCCAACCUGUUAUCGGGGCAGACAUCUACCUUUUGCGAAUGAUCCUACAUGACUGGGCCACGCCGGAUGCCGUGCGGAUUUUGCAACAGCUGGUUCCCGCACUGCGUCGGGGGUCGCGUAUUGUGAUUAUGGACUCGGUCUUGCCACGUCCCGGAUCAAUGGCCCCGACGAAGGAGCGUCUCCUUCGCGUUCGGGAUUUGACAAUGUUGCAGGUCUUUAACAGUUGUGAAAGAGAUUUAGAUGACUGGACUCAAGUCUUAAAUCUUGCAGAUGAGCGCUUGCGCUUGGUUGAUGUUGUUCAACCCCGCGGGAGUGUCAUGUCUCUGCUGACCAUUAGCCUGGUCGACUGA